UGUUUCGCAAGUCAAUAAUAUCUGGCUAGCGUUGGACAUAUCGUAACACUUGAAGUUGAUCAACCAUGUCAGUGAAAUCAUGUUGUAUUUACAGCAUGGGAGUGAUUUCCAUGCUAACUUUGAUAGCGGGCAUAGUUCUGGUGCUUUCGCAGGUGUUUCAAAACAUCGUCGACGCGAAGAUAAAAGAGGAGACUGUGCUCAGGAAUGGCACGCUGGCAUUUGACGUGUGGGAAAACCCACCUUCUCCAGUUUACAUGCAGUUCUACUUCUUCAACGUGACCAACCCGGCAGAGGUGCUGAGGGGAGAGCGGCCUGCCGUUAUGGAGGUUGGACCCUACACAUACAGGGAGUUUCGUCCGAUGGAGCGAGUUAAUUUCCUGGAGAAUGGAACCAAAGUGUCUGCUGUCAACACUAAGACCUAUGUGUUUGAGCCUGACAUGUCCAGAGGUCCAGAGAGUGACCUGAUCAGAACAGUCAACAUCCCAGCUAUGACGGUGAUGGAAAAAUUCAAGGAUUCGCCGUUUAUGGCCAAUAUCAUCUCAUCUUACAUGAAGUCGGUCAAUGAAGAUCUAUUCACUACACACGCUGUGGGAGAACUGCUUUGGGGCUACGAGGACGGCCUUCUCAAAGCUCUGAAAUUACUGCAGCCUACAUUAGAUGAUGUGUUUGGACUCUUCUACAAGCAAAAUGCUACAGAUGAUGGCGACUAUGUGUUUCUGACCGGUCAACAGAGUUACAAGGACUUUGCCAUUAUAGAUCAGUGGAAGGGUCAAAGCUCUCUGAAUUGGUGGACCACAGAUGAGUGUAACAUGAUCAAUGGAACCAAUGGGGCCUCCUUUCAUCCAAUCAUCACCAAGAACGAGACCCUCUACAUGUUUUCCUCUGACCUCUGCAGAUCUAUCUAUGCCAUCUAUGAGGAGGAGAGCAUUGUGAUGGGUGUCCCAGCUUACAGGUUCUCUCCACCCAGCAAUGUGUUUGCCAACACAACAGAGAACGCUGGCUUCUGUUCCCCAGCAGGGAACUGUCUGGGCUCUGGCGUGCUCCAAGUCAGUGCCUGCAAACAAGAUGCUCCGAUUGUCAUGUCUUCUCCACACUUCUACCAGGCAGAUGAGAAGUUUGUCAAAGACGUCUUCGGCAUGAAACCUAACAAGAAGCAACACGAGACCAUCAUCGAUAUCAACCCGCUUACAGGCAUCGUACUUCAGGCUGCUAAGAGACUUCAAGUGAACGUGUUCGUUGAGAAGAUUCCUGUGUUUAGCCAAACAGGUGACGUCAGGACUCUGGUGUUUCCUGUGCUGUACCUCAAUGAGAGUGUUGUGAUCGAUGAGGUAUCGGCCAAACAGCUGCAGGUGAUCGUGGCGGAGGGCAACGUAGUGGUCAACAUACCUUUUAUGCUGAUUGGCUUCGGCAUCCUCCUGGGCGUGGUCUUCAUGGUGCUCCAGUGUCGUCAAAGGAUCCCAGAGAGCUCUUCUGACGAACGCCAGCCCCUUCUGAAGUCCUAGUCCCACAAGAAGUAGAAUCCGCUCCACAGGAAGUGCGAUCCUGGGAGGACAGGAUUAGAAUUGCCAUCCAUGUUUUGUUAACUGUAUCAAGGGUUCUGACUGCACACUGUUUCCACUUCACCAGAUUGAAUCAUCUUCUACCCUGUAACCGUAACCUCACUGUUAACUACUGUAAGGCUAGAUCAGGAACCGGAUUGAGAAUGUUUUUGUCUUUUAAAAUGAAUAGUUUAAAUACUUUCAUAAAUCUGACAUAUUUUAAUCUGUUUUUCUUUUAUUUGUUUUUUAAUCCAACAGUUUAUUUUUAUUUUUUAACAUGAGUUACAAGGAAGCUGACUGUACUUUUAUUUAAUAUUUUUGUUGCUUUUAAAUGUUGUGUUUUGGGGUCACCCAGAGAGAUGUAACACUGAUUAGUAGGGAAUGAGAGAGGAUAGAAGCUCAGGCAGAUUGCCAAGAUCAUUUUACAUUUCAGUCAUUUAGCAGACGCUCUUAUCCAGAGCGACUUACAGUUAGUGAGUGCAUACAUAUUUUUU
Coregonus clupeaformis (lake whitefish) is the source of this 2032-nucleotide messenger RNA. It is a transcript of the gene scarb2c, whose product is annotated as scavenger receptor class B, member 2c. Gene Ontology annotation, cellular component: cytoplasm; membrane; lysosome. NCBI's taxonomy places the organism in Eukaryota, Metazoa, Chordata, Actinopteri, Salmoniformes, Salmonidae. Gene Ontology annotation, biological process: protein targeting to lysosome; receptor-mediated endocytosis. The record is from RefSeq and is a predicted model, not a curated record. Gene Ontology annotation, molecular function: scavenger receptor activity. The transcript has 12 exons. Bases 66 to 1502 code for a protein of 478 amino acids.